AUGGCGGGCAGCGACGUGGCCUGUGAAGGGCCAACGAGGAGGGGAGGCGCGACCCGGAGUCCCGGGGCUCCCGGGGGGCUGCGCAGUCAGGCAGCAGCCAGUUGCCCCGAACCGUUGUCCGCUACUGAUGCUCCGGCGGAACGCGGAGCGCUGCCCGCUUGGAUGCGCCUCUACUUCUACGGGAUGCACGGCAUCACCCUGGACGUGCUGGUGUCCUCGGCCAGGCGCUUCGCCCGCAGCCUGGAUCUGCGGAUGUUGGGCUUCUCGUCGCCCUACCGCUGCCUCCUGCACUCGCUCACCCACUUCGCCCUGGAGCAGCUCUACCUGCAGCGGCCGCGCUGCCCCAGCGCCUUCCUCUUCAAUUUCCUGCUCUACCCCUGGGCGCACGUGGGGUUGCAGACCCUGGCGGGUCAGGCACUGCUGCUCAGUCUAGGCGGCGGGCCGGGGGGCGCGGCGGCGCCGGGGGCACUCGACCUGGCGCUGCAAUACGUGCUGGCGCUCUACCACGGCCAAGUGUUCCUGAAGCGCUUCCUGCGUUUGCGGUACCCGCGGCAGCUCCAGCAGCAAACCAGGGACACACUAUCGGCAGCCCCGGACGCCCGAGUCCUUAUGGAGGCUGGAAGCGGGCAACAAGGACCCCGGAGCCCCAAGGGCGCAGAAGGAGCCCCCAGCCAAGGUCUGCCAGACCUCCUCCGCUUCCUUUUCUUCGGAAUGCACGGCUUUCUGGAUGAGAUCUUCUUCACCUUCUUCUUCAAUGUUCUGGGGCAGGGAGACGGAUCCAGCAGUGGGCACACAUCGCUCUGGUCCUUCUUCAUGUAUGGCAGUUGUAGCUUUGUGGUUGAAAAACUCUACUUCCACCUUCACUACAGCCGUGGCUGGGGCACCUGGAAGCGGGUGCCCAUUUAUGUGAUCUUUAUCUAUGCGUGGGAGUUUUCUUGGGGUCUGGGGCUUCGCAUGUGUGGGGCCUGUUCCUGGGACUAUUCUCACUAUCCGCUCAAUUUCAUGGGCCUCAUCACGUUGAUGUAUUUACCUGGUUGGCUCUUCCUUAGUGUGUACCAGGACCUACUGUCCAACGUGUUGUGGAGGGUACAGUAUGUUCCAACAAACUAA
Molecule: messenger RNA, 1110 nt
Organism: Arvicola amphibius (Eurasian water vole)
Lineage: Eukaryota; Metazoa; Chordata; Mammalia; Rodentia; Cricetidae
Gene: Tmem229a
Product: transmembrane protein 229A
Exons: 1
Coding region: 1-1110 (369 amino acids)
Source: RefSeq, a predicted model, not a curated record